This is a messenger RNA of Oncorhynchus gorbuscha (pink salmon), 1875 nucleotides long. Its product is annotated as claudin-10-like. Lineage: Eukaryota; Metazoa; Chordata; Actinopteri; Salmoniformes; Salmonidae. The record is from RefSeq and is a predicted model, not a curated record. Gene Ontology annotation, molecular function: structural molecule activity. The coding region runs from base 680 to 1405 and encodes 241 amino acids. The transcript has 5 exons. Gene Ontology annotation, biological process: bicellular tight junction assembly; cell adhesion. Gene Ontology annotation, cellular component: plasma membrane; bicellular tight junction.
UAUGUCUCUUUCUCUCUCUCUCUGAAGCAUCAGUCCAUGGUGCAGGUUAAUGAGUGAUCAGUAUUAUUCUACUUUUAACCUUCGGCCACAUUUUCUUGUUAUUUAAUACUUAAUAACUCCCCUAUGAGCAGGUUGUUACGACAACAGAGUCGAAAGUGUCUGUAUCAUGUCCCCCAUGCUAAAUGUGAUGAUCCCCUUUGAGAUGUGCAGGCUGGUUGUGCUACGUCAUAUCAGUUAUAGCCCUAUCAGUUCGAAAUCUUCUGAAUCACGUAUAUUUAUCCUCUUGUUAUGUGAGGUAUAUAUGAAGUCAUCAUGACAUAUUUUGACACAUCAUGACAGUGCAUCCUCCACCUUUGACCUUUCUGUACAGUUAACCCCCAUCAACUCUAUCACAGUGAGUGAUGUGUGUGAAGUGAGGGGGUGAAGGAAGCUAGAUACCAUUGGUCAGUCAUUGACAAUUAGGGCUAAACCCCUCCUUGAUGAAUAGGAAACAUUCCAGAACAUAUUAACCAUCAAUCCCACCAUGGCCAUUUAACCUGAGUUACUGCUCCAGAGCCCAUGCCUGAGAUUGUCUUCAACAAGCUUCAUUGGCCAGUGGACCGUCAGUCACAUCGCUACUUUUCCGUGACCUCUGAAUUUCUCACCAACUUCAGUAGUAAGCGCUGGUGUACUGUACACAAUGAGUGACAUGGUGACAGAGAUUUUGGCCUUUAUUCUGACCACAUCUGGCUGGGUCCUGAUCUCCUCCACCAUACCCACGGAUUACUGGAAGGUGUCCUCUCUGGAUGGCACAGUCAUCACCACAGCUACCUACUGGUCCAACCUGUGGAAGGCAUGUGUCACUGAUUCAACAGGAGUCUCCAACUGCAAGGACUUUCCAUCUAUGCUGGCACUGGACGGUUAUAUUCAGGCCUGCAGGGGUCUGAUGAUCGCUGCUGUCUGCCUGGGCUUCUUUGGUGCUGUCUUUGCCCUGGUUGGAAUGAAGUGCACCAAGAUUGGGGGAUCAGACCAAAGCAAAGCCAGAAUGGCUUGCUUCGCCGGGGUCAAUUUCAUACUCAGCGGUCUCUGCUCGUUGUCCGCAUGCUCCCUGUACGCACACAGAAUAACAUCUGAGUUUUUUGACCCCAUGUUUGUUGCUCAGAAGUAUGAACUGGGAGUUGCCUUGUUCAUUGGUUGGGCAGGAUCUAUCCUGUGUGUUCUGGGAGGGGGAAUAUUCUGCUUCUCCGUAGUAGAUAGUUCCACUAGAAGCUCCAGUCGCACAGGCUAUGCCUACGGAGGACCUGCCUCCACCUCCCAUGUCUCUUCCCACCCUAGAGGGCAUGCACAGCCCAUGAGCCAACGGCCUCCACCCAAAUACAGCAGCUCCACCAGAGCACAGCACUUUGAUAAGAAUGCCUAUGUGUAAGGGAUGAUAGGGAAAAUGCAGAUCUUGAACAGAGGAAGACUCAUCGCCACUCCAGUUAAAAGGAGAGAAAGAAUGUGCUACGUGACUGGCUGGCCCAUUGUGUCACAAAUCACGAUUGCCCAGAGAGAAAUCACUGGAUAUUGGAUCCUGGAUCCUGGAUCCUGCUGUCCACCUAUUUAUAAGGGAAUUAAUUUCCAUUCAGAGUCGAAUGGAAAUCAUAGCCUUUUGUUAGUUCACAGGAGAUAAGCUGAUAUUUUUUGUCUGACAUUCUCGUGGCAGAAGUUAAAGGAGCAAUCUGCAGUUGCUCCAUCCAUUUUUGGACUUAUAAAUGAAUGAUACGUCUUGAAGAAAAUAACUUAUGAGUGCCUCAUGUGCUUAGUUCAGCUGUCAUUACCCCAUCAGAACCCAGCCUCAAAACAUGGUAAAAAAAUAUAAUCUUGUUAUCAUUAAAGAUCAGCUCUGUCUAUGAA